AUGGCCUCCAGCAUCCUGACUGUCUUCCUGGCCGCCCUGCAGGCCUCGGUCGCCGUUCUGCUGACCAUCUUCUACGGCGCAGUUGCUGGCAAUUUCAACCUCAUCUCCGAAAGCUCCGCCAAAGACAUCUCCAAGACAUGCGUGCGCCUGUUCCUGCCCGCCCUGCUGAUCCACAAUGUUGGCUCGCAGCUCAGUCUCGAUAGCGGCGCCAAAUACAUCCCCAUCCUCCUCUUCGCCAUUGUGUACAACGUCAUCUCAAUUGCUCUUGGCGUGCUGUGCACCCGCAUCUUCAAGUUCCCCGCGUGGGUGACGCCGGCAAUUGCCUUCAACAACACCACAUCCCUGCCGCUCUUGCUCGUCCAGUCCCUCAGCGCCACCGGCGUGCUCUCGGCCCUUGACGGCUCCGACGACGUCGUUGACCGCGCAAAGUCGUACUUCCUUGUCAAUGCCAUCGUCAGCAACUCGUUGACCUUCGCACUCGGCCCCCGCCUGCUCAAUGGCCAAGAAGAGGACGCUCCUGAACAAGGGAACGACGGCAAAGACGACGAAGACGAUGCCAGUGAUGACGAGAAUGGCGCCGACGACGUCGAAGACGGUCGCUUCAAGCCAGCCCAGCAGCAUCCUGCCGCCGUGUCAUCGUCCGACAACGACAGCGACGACAGCGACAACAACAACAACGGUGAGCAAGCCACCGAAGAUACAUCGCUCCUACCCGACUCCGUCACGCGCAGGGGCAACAAGGCCGGCCGCAAGGCCUACAGGCGCGGCGCCCACGAGCUCUCCAAGCUCCCCCCGUGGGCGCGCUCGGCCCUCAGCUUCGUCUACCAGUUCGCCAACGCGCCCGUCAUCGGCGCGCUGCUGGGCUGCCUCAUCGGCCUCACGCCCGCGCUGCACCGGCUCUUCUUCUCCGCGCCCGACGCCGGCGGCUACUUCAAGGCGUGGCUGACGUCGUCGCUCAAGAACGUCGGCGACCUGUUCGCCGCGCUGCAGGUCGUCGUCGUCGGCGUCAAGCUCUGCGCCAGCCUGCGCAAGCAAAAGGCCGGCCAGGAGAGCGGCCACGUGCCGUGGCUGCCGUUCGCCAUCAUCACCUUCGUCAGAUAUGUGCUGUGGCCGCUGAUUUCCAUCCCGCUCGUGUGGGCCCUGGCCACCCGCACCAACGUCCUCGACGAGGAUCCCAUCUUGUGGUUUGCCAUGAUGCUGAUGCCGGCGGGGCCGCCGGCGCUGAAGCUGACGGCCUUGGCCGAUGUGAACGGGAGUGAUGAGAGGGAGAAGAUGUCGAUUGCGAAGUUUUUGACGCUCUCGUAUGUCAUCUCGCCUCUCAUAUGCUUCUCUGUCGUUGGUAGCUUGAAGGCUUCGGAAGCCGCUGUCGGAAGGUAG
Molecule: messenger RNA, 1377 nt
Organism: Diplodia corticola
Lineage: Eukaryota; Fungi; Ascomycota; Dothideomycetes; Botryosphaeriales; Botryosphaeriaceae
Product: membrane transporter
Exons: 3
Coding region: 1-1377 (458 amino acids)
Biological process (GO): transmembrane transport
Cellular component (GO): endoplasmic reticulum; membrane
Source: RefSeq, a predicted model, not a curated record